Trichomycterus rosablanca is the source of this 2552-nucleotide messenger RNA. It is a transcript of the gene cyp1a, whose product is annotated as cytochrome P450 1A1. The transcript is spliced from 7 exons. Gene Ontology annotation, biological process: hormone biosynthetic process; progesterone metabolic process. The record is from RefSeq and is a predicted model, not a curated record. Bases 100 to 1665 code for a protein of 521 amino acids. NCBI's taxonomy places the organism in Eukaryota, Metazoa, Chordata, Actinopteri, Siluriformes, Trichomycteridae. Gene Ontology annotation, molecular function: oxidoreductase activity, acting on paired donors, with incorporation or reduction of molecular oxygen, reduced flavin or flavoprotein as one donor, and incorporation of one atom of oxygen; iron ion binding; steroid 17-alpha-monooxygenase activity.
ACAGCAGCACAGAGAGAGAAACGCAAUAAUCACCGCAACCCUGGUCAUCUACGCUUACCUGCUUCUUCUUCAUCAGUUUCCUUCCUGAGAAAAAGAAAAAUGGUGCUGGCGGUUCUUCCUCUCUUGGGCCCCAUCUCAGUGUCUGAGAGUCUCGUGGCCAUGAUAUCCAUCUGCGUGGUCUACCUCCUGCUCCAGAUGACACGUUCCAAAAUUCCUGUGGGCCUCCAGCCAGUCCCGGGUCCCAAACCCUUACCGCUGAUCGGAAACGCACUCGAUUUGGGACGCAACCCUCACCUAAGCCUAACAGCCAUGAGUAAACGAUACGGCCCAAUUUUCAAAAUCCAGAUUGGCACACGUCCCGUGGUGGUGCUGGGCGGAAACGAGGUUGUGCGCCAGGCUCUCAUUAAGAAGGGCGAGGACUUCGCUGGACGUCCUGACCUCUACAGCUUCCGCUUCAUUAACGAUGGGAAGAGUCUGGCGUUCAGCACCGAUCAGGUUGGCAUCUGGCGUACGAGGCGCAAACUGGCCCUCAGUUCUCUUCGGUCCUUCGCGGGGGUAAAGGGUUCGAACAGCGAGUACUCCUGUGCCCUGGAGGAGCACAUCAGUAAGGAGGCCCUGUACCUGCUGGAGAGGCUGCUUGGAGUCACUGAGAGCUCUGCUGGCUUCGAUCCAUUCAGGCACAUCGUCAUGUCUGUGGCCAACGUAAUCUGUGGAAUGUGUUUCGGCCGACGGUACAACCACGACCACCAGGAGCUGCUCAACCUGGUCAACCUCAGCGAUGAGUUUGGACAAGUGGUGGGUAGCGGAAACACGGCCGAUUUCAUCCCAAUCCUGCGCCUGCUGCCCAGCAAGACCAUGACCAAGUUUCUGGACAUAAACAGAAGAUUCAAUUUGUUUAUUCAGAGGAUCGUCAACGAGCACUACAGCACAUUCGAUAAGAACAACAUUCGUGACAUUACAGACUCUCUUAUCGAUCAUUGCGAGGACAGAAAACUGGACGAGAACUCGAAUGUGCAAGUGUCUGAUGAGAAGAUCGUUGGAAUCGUGAACGACCUGUUCGGAGCUGGUUUUGAUACGAUCAGCACCGCCCUGUCGUGGUCCGUCAUGCAUCUAGUGGCUUAUCCAGAGAUCCAGGAGCGACUGCACCAAGAACUCAUGGUGAAAGUUGGAACGGAUCGAAUGCCUCGUCUGACCGAUAAAACCAGCCUGCCGUACCUCGAGGCUUUUAUAAUGGAGAUCUUCCGUCACUCGUCCUUCCUUCCAUUCACAAUCCCACACUGCACCACGAAGGACACGUCGCUGAACGAUUACUUCAUUCCUAAAGACACGUGCAUCUUCAUCAACCAGUGGCAAAUCAACCACGAUCCGGAUCUCUGGAAGGAUCCGUCCGUGUUUAACCCCGACCGCUUCCUGACCGCCGACGGCACCGAGCUCGACAAGACCGAGAGCGAGAAGGUGAUGAUUUUUGGUUUGGGCAAACGGCGCUGCGUGGGCGAGGCCAUCGGCCGCUCAGAGGUCUUUCUGUUCCUGGCCAUCCUCAUCCAGAGGCUAAAGUUCAGCAGCCUGCCCGGGCAGACGCCAGACAUGACGCCCGAGUACGGGCUCACCAUGAAGCACAAACGCUGCCUGCUGCGCGCCACCCUGCGACCCGGGUUCAAAGUGUGAAGAUCCGGUGUGAGGCGAAGGUCCCGAGUUCAGGGAAGUUAAAAAAGAACUGUGACGUGUUACUGCAGACGAGAACUGGCUAUGCUUAAACGCAGGUUCAUGUUUAGAAUGCCAUCGCUAAGCUGGUGAAAACACAAGAUUGUAAAUAUAAAAAUUCAUCUUGUGAAAUUCACAGAAAUUUUUGUACUCUGAGAAAUUCAGAUGAACCGUGUCUGUAUCUCAGGUACCUGCUGCAGGGUGUGUGUGUGUGUGUGUGUGUGAGUGUGUGUGUGUGAGUGUGUGAGUGUGUGUGAGUGUGUGUGUGUGUGUCAGUGUGUUUAAGUGUGUGUGAGUGUUUAAGUGUGUGUGUGUGUGUGCGUGAGUGUGUGUGUGAUGUAUAUUUUUAUAGCUCAGCUAGCAUGACGCUUGUUUUGGUGUAAGCUAUACUAGUUUAGCCAGCGUGUUUGUACUCUCAAAACUACUGAUGGUUCUCACCACUGUAGUAAAAUGAACGUUAUGAUUUUAUUUCUCGUGAGCCACAUGCUCUGUUCCAUGAUAAACACUGAAGUUUUUGUCCCAGAAUGUGAGUGAGAUUUGAUCCUCUGUACUUCUGUCAGGUUUUAUCUGGAGUUUAUGAAUCGAAGCCGUCGGAGGAAAAGCUUUAGAUAAAACCACGAGUCCAGAGCUGAAAUAUUAAAGACGUCAGGUAGUCAUGAACUGAACAUGGAUAAAUAUCAUGAUUAGAUGCUAACUGUGUGUUUGUGUUUAUUAUGAAUAAUGAAGGAAGAGACUCUGAAUUGUUUGUAACCUCUGAACAAUCGCUCGCUAAUAUGAAUAAAUAAUUGCUGUAAUUUUGCUCUCUUGUAUUUUGUACUUUUUUGCCAAAAAUAAAACUUUGAGUAAAAGAA